Molecule: messenger RNA, 5405 nt
Organism: Bactrocera tryoni
Lineage: Eukaryota; Metazoa; Arthropoda; Insecta; Diptera; Tephritidae
Gene: bun
Product: protein bunched, class 2/F/G isoform
Exons: 3
Coding region: 20-3745 (1241 amino acids)
Biological process (GO): regulation of transcription by RNA polymerase II
Source: RefSeq, a predicted model, not a curated record
CACCUUGAAAAACCCGAUUAUGGCCGAGAAUCAGACCGCCACGGAAGAUUCCGGUCAGCAAUCGCAACAUCAGCAGCAAGGGCAGCAGCAGCAACAACAGCCGCAGUCGCCACAGCAAGAUCAGCCACCUCCCUCUGCACUCGCAUCGCCUACAACACCGCCACAAGAGAAUAAUUCCGCAUCAUCGCCCGAAGACACCCAAACCGUUGUUGCACCCAACACCAAUCAUCAUUCGCACAAUCACAACCUCCGCAAUCAGCAUCAGCAUCAUACAAAUCAAGUGCAUCCCGAGCAAGGCCAUUCACUUACCAUAAUGGAUCAUCAUCAAUUCUCUGAUAUGUUCAAGAGUAGCACCAUAGCAGCACAGCGCCGCAACACAAUACAGUCUCACGCUCCCAUACGUGCCGCCGGUACCACAGCGAUUAAGAAGCCGCCAUUGACUAAAAUGACAUCGCUAUCAAAUGCAAAUACCGGUGGCAGUAGUGGUGGUGGUGCGAAAGUCACCAACUCGUCGGAGAAACGUCAUCAUCACCAUCAUCCCCAGAGCGCCCAUCAUUCGUCGCUGCACCAUCAUAAUGUGAACAGCAGCAUGAAUCAUCAUCACCAUUCACCUUCAACGGGUGGUAGUAGUGCAGUGCAUCGUCGUACCAGUGAGAGUUUGCGUCUCAACGCCUCUGUCAGUGGUGGUAAUAAUGGCGGCAGCAGUGGUUCUGGUUCGGUCGUUAAUUCAUCCAAUACGAAUCUUUCAAAUGCGACCAGCACUAGUAGCAUUCACUCGAAUGUGACUACAAACAGUACCAGCUCGAGCACAUCGGUUGCACCACAGUCAACAGCCACUACGGCUUCGACAUCGACGAAAGUCACAUCGCCAAACAACAAUGGUGGUGGCAGUAGUUCGGCCAGCACCAAUACAAGCCGCAGUCAUCACAGUCAUGGCCAUGGAGGUGGUGGUGGUGUAAAUGGCGCUGGCGGCAAUCAGCACCAUACUGCCGCUUCACAGCCAAGCAAAAAACCAAAGACGACCUCAUCUUUUCAGAUUACUUCCGUUACUGUGGGACAUCCCAAGGUGAAUUCCGAUAAUGGCGAUGAGUCGGCUGACGACUUGGAUGAAUCCCAUACAGAUGAAUCUCAUAGUCGUGUUACCGAUCUCGAAAAUGAGACACCUUCAAUGUCAGAAGAUACAUUCUCCAAAGAGGAGGUGUAUUUCUCCAAUAACGCGUUGAGCACUACAGCACCGGUGAUACCGACCAGUUCACAGUAUGGUCUCGUUGUUGUAGAUCCCAUUGGCCCAUCGCUCGGACAGACCAUACAAAAUGUACAGGUCAAUGUUUCGGACAACAUUAUAAAUGUGGUGAGCGCUGCUGUCACACCAGGCGGCAGUAAGAAGAAGGACGACAUCAAGGAGACGCAGCAUCGUAGCGAACGUUUCAAGGUGGUUAAGAUCGAGUCGACUGAGCCGUUCCGCCGUGGACGUUGGAUGUGCAUGGACUAUCUCGAUCACUCAACUGUAGGCACCGGCGGUAAGGAGGGCGGCGGUGGCAACAAUAAUGAAAAGACUGUUUCCUCCGAAUCGGGUAGCGGCGGCAGCAGCGAACCGGCAAAGACUACACAAAGUAUGAUAAUUGGCACGGGCGCCGCACAAUUACUCGAAAAUCAUGUGGAUGGCGUUGGAAAUAGUUUGCAACUUACUACUGGGGGCGGUACUGUUGCCAAUACUGCGAAUGAUGACAACUGGAACUUUGGUGAAGGUGAUGGAAGCGUCAGCUCACCAGCUCAACAGAUGCAUCAACAAAUGUCUGCACCAUCUGGUAUUGCCACCGCACCGGCUACAGUAGUACAUGGCAUGCAACACUUUAUGUCCGAAUCAGCCGGCAUACAGCAGGGACAUACGCAACAGCAACAGCAGCAGCAGCAGCAACCACAACAGCAACAGUCACAACAAGUAUAUGCUGAUAAUGCGAAUGCCAAUAAUACAGGCGUCGGUGGAGCCACUCAGGAUGUCGUUCACGGGCAAACAUUGCCCAUGGAUUAUGCAACAGUUGUCGCACAGCAAUUGCAACAAUCGUUGCAGCAACUAAAGAAACAGGAGGAAGCGAUUGCCGCUUCCGAAGAAGCUGGUACGGUUUAUGUGCCACCACAGGCACAACAGCAACAGCCGCAACAACAACAGCCGCAGACGCUUCCUAGCAAUUUGCAGUUUCAAAACGGCAGUGUUGUUAUGUGUGACAACAAUAACGGUGCUGUUAGCAUGCAACAGGUUGAAAAUCCGCAGCAACAGUCCAUGCCAACAGCCUAUGUAGCACAACAGCAAAGUGGCAACUACAGUCAACAGCAGCAACAAAACUUCCAACCCGCUGUUACACAGCAACAACAGCAGCAGCAGCAGCAACAGCAUCAUCAACAACCGCAACAACAACAACACCAGCCUUCUCCUCCGCAAAUGAUGGGCAACGACGCCAUGAAUAUGCAACUUCAGCAACAGCAAUCAUUGCAACAGCAGCAGCAGCAACAGCAACAACAGCAACAACAAAAUCAAUCGGCUUCCGCACCGACAUCGCAAAUCGAUGGCGCAGCCACACAACCACAACAAUUCCAGUUCCAGUCACAAGCGCAGCCACAGUCGCAGCAACAGCAGCAACAACAAACACAUCCACCACAGUAUCAACACCAACAAUCCGCUCCAGCUGGUCAAACGAUGCCCAUCGUAACUCAAUUGACAAACUAUGAAUUGCAGCAACAGUCUGGCGGUCAGCAACAGCAACAACAUCAGCAGCUGCCACAACAAAUGCAACAAAGUGCGCCGCCGACUAUUGCUGAUCCUAAGGUUCUUGCGGCCACCAUACAGGCACAUCAUGAACAGCAGCAACAACAACAACAACAACCAGUAACGCUUGACAAUGUCCAAAUAACCAAUCCAACAACAAUCGCGAAUAUGCAAAACGAAACAUUGCAGUUGCAGCAACAGCAACAAAUUCAUAGUGCUAAUAAUAUGAACAAUGCUAGUGCCAAUACUAACAAUAACAAUAACAGCAAUAAUGUUGCAACUGUGAAUACAGUCGAAGAGCCGGCACCGGUUCAACAGGCAACUCCGCCGGCACAACAACAACAACAGCAGCAGCAAGUACCACAACAAUUGCAACAGCUACCACCACAACAACAGCAACAGCCAUCACAGCAAACACAACCGAACGCAGAAACAGAGACUGAUAGUGCAUCUGGAACAAGUGCAGUUGCGAUCGAUAAUAAGAUCGAGCAAGCUAUGGAUCUGGUCAAAUCCCAUCUUAUGAUAGCUGUUCGCGAGGAAGUUGAAGUACUCAAGGAGAAGAUUUCCGAGCUGAUGGACAAAAUCAAUCAACUUGAGGUUGAGAACACCAUAUUGAAAUCGAACAUGUCACAGGAGAUGUUGCAACAAUUGCAAAUGCAAACGCAGCUGCAGAUCGCUGGCAGCAACACCAGUAGCAAUGGCAGUAGUGCCGGUACACCAGCGAUCACGGCCGGCAAUACCAGCAAUGCCACAGUAUCGACCGCUAAUAUGAUUGCCGCAGCACCACAACAACAACAACAGCAGCAGCAACAGCAACAACAACAGGCUGGUACACCCACAACUGCUGCGGCCAAUGAGAGCAGCGACGCCAGCCCAGCGACCGAAACAACGGCUACAGCAGCAGCCGCAGCAGCAGCAGCGACCAAUAAUGGCGCGGAAAAUGUGGCGGCCACAACAAACGGCCCAAUGUCGUCAUCCUAAACGCCGCAAUGUUGAAGCGUUAAUUGAAAAAGCUUAUAGUCGAAGCGAGGCGUAGCAUAUUAAACAAGAAAACAAAACUUUCUCGAAGCACCAGUCUGGGUAGUUGGAGUUACAUAAAUGUUAGAAUUGAAGGUGAUAUUGGUGUGUGUAUGUUGAGUGAGCGGCGGUUGGACUGCAAGUAGUGGCGUACAAAUUAAUUUAAUUUUGUUGUUGUGUAUGUGUUGGUUGUUGAGAGUCUUUGACAAAUGAAAAGCAACUAUAAUUUAGUGGCAACACAAAAAAAAUGUUUUAUUGCGCCAAAAAAGAUUCUCAUAGCCACAAAAAAAUUAAAAAAAAUGGCAAUGUUUGCAACUUUUGAGAAACAUGCACGAGCGUUGUAUCGGUUAAUAUAUUUUAUAUACAUACAUAUUUAUUUUUCACAAACAAAUACUUUCCGUUUUCUAUGGAAUGCUGCAAGUUUUUCAAAACUGCAAACAUUGUGAUCCAUGCCACGGCAAUAAAAAUAUACGCUUGAUUCAUUUUUUACGCGUCCAGCGAGGCGACCAUGUAAAGCACCGUCGCCUCUCUUCAAUACAUUGUGGCUAACAUUUGCAAACCAUCACAACACCAGCAAACACUGGCAAACACACAUCACGAAAAUUCCACAAACUUAAAGAAAUAAGCAACAAAACUUCAAGCAAAAAUAAAGCAAGAAACAAAACUCUCUGAUAAACGUCGCCAAACAAUUGGUUGUGCGCCAAUGCUGCCAUAUGUUGCUGGCAACAUAUAGCGCUUUCAUAGCAUACCAACAAGUAUUCCCAGCUUUGUUUGAGCGACGCACCGCCGUGUGUUUGUACGCAUUAUUUUUGCAUUGCCGCAACACACACACUCAAACACUCACACACAAGCACUGGGCAACGUUUGUCCUCUAGCGACAACAUGUUGCUAACGCUGCUACAAAUGUAUUAAUAUAAAUCUGCAGCAACUAAAACAGCGCAACAUGUUGCCGCAGUGACUUCAAGCGGCAAACAAAGCGAAAUGAUCAUGUUAAAUGUGAUAUACAUAACUCAAUUUAUAAUUAUUUCAAGCAUACAAAAAUAUGAAGUUGAGUCGAAUGGAAGCAGGAAGUGGGGGAACACAGAAGGUAGUAAGCAAAAUAUUUUAAUGUUGCUGCACGCGCUUGAAAGAGAACAAAGUGCGUUGUUGCAAACUUUGUAUCUUUGUAAAUAUGAAUGAGAGAAUAAAAUCGUUUGCAUUAUUUGCUUCAUAUUGUCAUAAUCUGUAUAUUAUUAUUGUGUUUUUUAAAUUUUAAUUUCAAAAUUUUUUACUUUUCACUGACACUUGAAAAGCGCAUAGUUAAAGCAUAAGCAAACGAUUAGAGAGGAGCAGUUUAAGAAAGUAUGAUUCAACAUAAAAUUCAUUUUUCUUUUAGUUAUUUUAGUUAAAGUUGUGUGUAAUUUUAAGUUUUGAUAUUAUUUUCCAUCCAUGUUGUAUAAUUUUUACAAAGCAGAUAAAUCACGAUGUGAAAAACCAAAAGCGAAAUAUUUGCAUGUUAACAUUAACAAUAGAAAUAACAACAACAACAGCCAUAUUGCAUGUAUUUGUAUGUAUUUCCAAAUUCAGUAAAUAUAAGCACAUUUCUUUUGGAAAAAAAAUAAUAAAACUGUAAACAAGCAAAAGA